Mya arenaria is the source of this 4558-nucleotide messenger RNA. Its product is annotated as zinc finger protein 888-like. Gene Ontology annotation, molecular function: DNA-binding transcription factor activity; RNA polymerase II cis-regulatory region sequence-specific DNA binding. The transcript is spliced from 2 exons. The record is from RefSeq and is a predicted model, not a curated record. Gene Ontology annotation, biological process: regulation of transcription by RNA polymerase II. The coding region runs from base 105 to 1400 and encodes 431 amino acids. Lineage: Eukaryota; Metazoa; Mollusca; Bivalvia; Myida; Myidae.
GUUACCUUAUAAUGGUGGACUGCGCACAAUAUAUUAUUUCUUCAACUUAUUAACAAAUUUGUUCGAACCUUUUUACCAAUUCAUUGGAAUCGUUUUAUAUUAACAUGGAUAUACACGCAGGAGAGAAGCCAUACAAGUGUAAGGUCUGUGGGUCCGAUUUGUUCCGGAAAUCUCAUUUAAAGCGUCAUAUGAAAAUACAUACAGAAGAGAAACCAUACAAGUGUGAGAUAUGUUCGGCUAAUUUUGCUCUUAAAACUGAUUUAAAACGACACACGAGAAUACAUACAGGAGAGAAGCCGUACAUGUGUGAGACAUGUGAUGCUGCUUUCUCUCAGAAAGGUGAUUUACAGAAACAUAUAAAAAUGCACAUAAGAGAGAAGCCACACAAUUGUGAGAUAUGUGAUACUGCUUUCUCUCAGAAAAGUCCUUUACAAACACAUAUAAGAAUACACACAGGAGAGAAGCCAUACAAGUGUGAGAUAUGUUAUGCUGCUUUCUCUCAGAAACAUCAUUUACAAUCACAUAUUAGAAUACACACAGGCGAGAAGCCAUACAAGUGUGAGAUAUGUGAUGCUGCUUUCUCUCAGAAAAGUCCUUUACAAACACAUAUAAGAAUACACACAGGAGAGAAGCCAUACAAGUGUGAGAUAUGUUAUGCUGCUUUUUCUCAGAAAGGUCAUUUACAAAAGCAUAUUAGAAUACACACGGGAGAGAAGCCAUACACUUGUGAGAUAUGUGAUGCUGAUUUCUCUCAGAAAGUUGAUUUACAGAAACAUGUAAGAAUGCACACAGGAGAAAAGCCAUACAAGUGUGGCAUAUGUGAUACUGCUUUUUCUCAGAAAUGCUAUUUACAUAAACAUAAAAUAAUACACACAGGAGUGAAGCCGUAUAAGUGUGAGACGUGUGAUGCAAAUUUCUCUCGGAAAAGUAAUUUACAGACACAUAUACGAAACCACACGGAAGAGCAGCAAUACAAGUGUGAGAUAUGCGAUGCUGGUUUCUCUCGGAAAGGUGAUUUACAGAGACAUUUAAGAGUACACACAGGAGAGAAGCCAUUCAAGUGUGGGAUAUGUGAUGCUGCUUUCUCUCACAAACAUCAUUUAGAAUCACAUAUUAGAAUACACACAGGGGAGAAGCCAUACAAGUGUGAGAUAUGUGAUGCUGCUUUCUCUCAAAAAAGUCCUUUACAAACACAUAUAAGAAUACACACAGGAGAGAAGCCAUACAAGUGUGAGAUAUGUGAUGCUGCUUUCUCUCAGAAAGGUCAUUUACAGAAACAUGUAAGAAUACACACGGGAGAGAAGCCAUACAAGUGUAAGGUAUGUGAUGCUGCUUUCUCUCAGAAAGGUUCAUUACAGAGGCAUAUAAUAAUACACACAGGAGUGAAGCCGUACAAGUGACUGUGUGAUACAUGUGAUGCUGAUUUUUUUCCAGAAAUGUAAUUUACAGACACAUAUAUGAAAACACUCAUAAGAAAAGCCGGAGCACUUUGAGUCAUGUGGGGCUGAUUUCUUUAAAAAAGUGAUUUGAAAACACGUAAAAGAAUACAUCCAGAAAAGAAACUAUAAAAGUAUGAGAUAUGUGAUGUUGAAUACUCUCAGAUAAACUGUUCACAGAAACAUAAUAGAAUACCCACAGGAGAGAUGCCAUACAAGUGUGAGAUAUGUUUUGAUUUCUCGCUGAAACGUGAUUUACAAAGGCAUAUGAGAAUAAACUCAGGAAAGAAGCCAUUCAAAUGUAAAGCUGAUGGUGUUACCUAUUUGAAACAAUUUGAAAACUGAUUGUAAAGGGAUUCACUUAGAACGAGAAGCGAUGUAUAUGUGGUUCUGCUUAAACUUUAGGAAUUUUACCAUUUCGUUAUACGGUGAACUUUCAGAACAUCUGAGAUGCCCUUUGAUGUCGUUGGUGUCCUUUAAGAAUAUCUAAGAUGCUCUUAGAUGUCGUUGGUGGACGUUUAGAAUGUCUAGGAUGCACUUAGAUGUCGUUAGUGGACUUUUAGAAUAUCUAAGAUGUUCUUAGAUGACGUUGGUGUACUUUAAGGAUAUCUAGGAUGCUCUUAGAUGUCGUUGGUGUACUUUAAGAAUAUCUAAGAUGCUCUUAGAUGUCGUCGGUGUACUUUAAGGAUAUCUAGGAUGCUCUUAGAUGUCGUUAGUGGACUUUUAGAAUAUCUAAGAUGCUCUUAGAUGUCGUUGGUGUACUUUAAGAAUAUCUAAGAUGAUCUUAGAUGUCGUUGGUGUACUUUAAGAAUAUCUAAGAUGCUCUUAUAUGUCGUUGGUGUACUUUAAGGAUAUCUAGGAUGCUCUUAGAUGUCGUUAGUGGACUUUUAGAAUAUCUAAGAUGCUCUUAGAUGUCGUUGGUGUACUUUAAGAAUAUCUAAGAUGCUCUUAGAUGUCGUUGGUGUACUUUAAGAAUAUCUAAGAUGCUCUUAGAUGUCGUUGGUGUACUUUAAGAAUAUCUAGGAUGCUCUUAGAUGUCGUUGGUGUACUUUAAGAAUAUCAAGGAUGCUCUUAGAUGUCGUUGGUGGACUUUUAGAAUAUCUAAGAUGCUCUUAGAUGACGUUGGUGUUCUUUUAGAAUAUCAAGGAUGCUCUUAGAUGUCGUUGGUGUACUUUAAGAAUAUCUAGGAUGCUCUUAGAUGUCGUUGGUGGACUUUUAGAAUAUCAAGGAUGCUCUUAGAUGUCGUUGGUGUACUUUAAGAAUAUCUAGGAUGCUCUUAGAUGUCGUUGGUGUACUUUUAGAAUAUCAAGGAUGCUCUUAGAUGUCGUUGGUGUACUUUUAGAAUAUCUAGGAUGCUCUUAGAUGUCGUUGGUGGACUUUUAGAAUAUCUAGGAUGCUCUUAGAUGUCGUUGGUGGACUUUUAGAAUAUCAAGGAUGCUCUUAGAUGUCGUUGGUAGACUUUUAGAAUAUCUAGGAUGCACUUAGAUGUCGUUGGUGUACUUUUAGAAUAUCUAAGAUGCACUUAGAUGUCGUUGGUGUACUUUAAGAACGUAUUGGCCGAAUGUAUCCACGACUUUUGUGUUCAAUUCUAUUUUAGUUUGUGUUUAAUAACAUACAAUGUUAAUUAUAUAUGUGUACGCCUUUGUUUUUAAUACAUCGAACUAUUUAUAAUAAUAAUAAUGAUAAUAAUAAUAAUAAUAAUAAUAACAAUAAUUUAUUAUACCCCCACAAACGAAGUUUGAGGGGGUAUUUAGGAGUGAGCUUGUCGGUCGGUCGGUCGGUCGGUCGGUUUUCAUGGUUUCCGGACGAUGACUCAUGAAAGGCUAGACAGAUUUGAAAAUUUUUAGUACACAGGUGUAACAUCAGAAGAUACAGGUCAAGUUCGAUAUUGCGGCUGGUGGGGCCAAGGUCAAGGUCAUUGUUACUAAAAAAAAGAAAAACUGUUUCCGGACGAUAACUCAUGAAAGGCUAAACGGAUUUGAACAAUAUUUGGUACACAGGUGUAACAUCAGAAGAUACAGAUAAAGUUCGAUAUUGGGGCUGGUGGGGCCAAGGUCAAGGUCAUUGUUACUAAAAAAAGAAAAACGGUUUCCGGACGAUAACUCAUGAAAGGCUAGACGGAUUUGAACAAUAUUUGGUACAAAGGUGUAACAUCAGAAGAUACAGAUCAAGUUAGUGAGCUUGUCGGUAGGUCGGUCGGUCGGUCGGUUUUCAUGGUUUCCGGAGGAUAACUCAUGAAAGGCUAGACAGAUUUAAAAAAAAUGGUACACAGGUGUAACAUCAGAAGAUACAGGUCAAGUUCGAUAUUGCGGCUGGUGGGGCCAAGGUCAAGGUCAUUGUUACUAAAAAAAGAAAAACUGUUUCCGGACGAUAACUCAUGAAAGGCUAAACGGAUUUGAACAAUUUUUGGUACACAGGUGUAACAUCAGAAGAUACAGGUCAAGUGCGAUAGAUCCUUCAAAAACUAAAUGAGCAAAUAUUUACCUUAAACGUAAUUGACACUUGAAAAGAUGAACAAAUGAAAACAAAUCCAGCAUGCUUCAUUUGAACCAGAUGCCAGUGGAAUACCAGCAGGACUUAAGUAUGGCAUAUUUGCCACAGUAGUGCUUACUACAAAUAUUGACCUGUCAGAUGGACUUGUUAAUUCGGCUACAGGAACAGUCCCGGGAUUUAUUCCCAGGUGGAUAAGGAUGCAUUCAAGCCCAAAUAUGUACUUGUAAAUUUGAUGAUGAUCGUGUUGGAAGAAAAGCUCGUGAAUGCUCUAGAUGUCUUAUUCCAGAAUAGAUCAGCUAGAGCAUCAGCUAGUUUUUUCUUGUCAGCAGUGUAACUUCUAAAUUACUCAACAGAUUUAAAUAAACAAUACAUGCAUGAUAAAAGAAGAUGCAGUGUGCAGUAACCUUGGAGUUAUGGCCUCUUUUCAAAGGAAUGGUUUGCCAUCCCUGUGUCCAGGCGGCAUUUGGGGGUAUUCGUCACUCCUGUGACAGCUCUAGUUAUAAUAAGCAUACACACAUGUACACGUUAAACAUUCAAUUAUUUGUAUAUAUUCUUCGACAAUCAAUCGUACAUGAGAAUAUCAUGUAUAACAAUUGCUUUAGUGUCUUGAAUUUCAUAACACGUAUAAC